Messenger RNA from Toxorhynchites rutilus septentrionalis, 2148 nucleotides. RefSeq names its product protein wntless (gene wls). The record is from RefSeq and is a predicted model, not a curated record. Gene Ontology annotation, cellular component: endomembrane system; organelle membrane. Gene Ontology annotation, biological process: Wnt protein secretion; Wnt signaling pathway; intracellular protein transport. Gene Ontology annotation, molecular function: Wnt-protein binding. The transcript has 4 exons. Bases 241 to 1881 code for a protein of 546 amino acids. NCBI's taxonomy places the organism in Eukaryota, Metazoa, Arthropoda, Insecta, Diptera, Culicidae.
GUUGAUAGCGGCAUUUCAGACUGCGCGCAUAUUUCAUAUGCCGCACAUCAAAGAAUCCCACCGCCGUGAUGCGAAUGAAGGGAGAUGAGGGAAUGAUCAUUUCCAUGUGUUAUUAAAUUUGCACCGCACUCAUACACAUUGGGAAGCCGCCGUCGGAGUGCAUUCGCGGAGAAAAAGGCUUUUGCCUCGGUAAAUCUGAGUGGAAAAGUGUACAAGUGAUAUCAAACGACCAGCGUCGUCAUGUCAGGAACUAUUUUGGAGAAUCUGAGCGGCAGGAAACUUUGUAUCCUAGUUUCUGUCUUGCUGUUUUUGCAGUUCCUUUGCUUUCUGCUAGGUGGUCUCAUAGCUCCUGUUCCAUCCAGCGUCCAGACGAUUCUAGGUACAAUCUGCAAGGAUGUGCCAGGAUCACACAAUGACACAAAAUUAUGGCUCUACUCACGUGGUGAAGAUCACUGUCAAAGUUUGGACCAUCUGGACAUCGAGAACCACGAUUUGAAAAUGGCCAAUCAAAUUGUGUUCGUCUUCCAAAUGCCUCUUCCACGGGAAGGACGACAGCUGGACUACUCUCGCUGGCAGCAGAAUCUCAUUGGUGUUAUACAGACGGAUAUUGCCUAUGAUAAAAACAUUUUACUGAAGCCGCACACCAAAAUGACGAUCGAUGCUCGUUUAGCAUACCGAAACAAGGGCGAUGCCGAUCAAGAUUGGAAAUAUCUGGCCUCCUCUCUGGAAAAGCGUGAUCUGGACUGCUCGGCUGACAACGCAACGGACGAAUAUUUAUACAAUUGCAACUCUAUUCCACUGUUCGAACUGGGUUCUUUACAUCACGAUUACUAUCUGUUGAACAUCCGGCUGCCGGUGGACAGCGAUUUGAAAAUGAAUUUAGACAUUGGUCACAUACAUGAUCUGCAUUUGUCUGUUAUCUAUCAGAACGGGGGAUUCACGAAAGUUUGGGUAUCCCUCAAAACUGUCUUCCUUCCAUUCAUUAUUAUGAUAAUGGCUUGGUUCUGGCAACGAGUGCAUUUGCUACAGCGCAAACCGGCUCUUCUGGAGCGUAUGCUUCUGGCACUUGGAUGCGCAUUAACAUUCCUCAAUCUUCCACUGGAAUAUCUUACGCUGGUUUUUGAUAUGCCCUUCAUGCUGCUUCUGAGUGAUAUUCGGCAGGGAAUGUUUUAUGCGUGUUUACUUUCAUUCUGGCUCGUUUUUGCUGGAGAACAUAUGCUGAUUCAGGAAACCGGUGAAAAAUCCACCCUCAAAUCGUACUGGAAACAUUUAAGCGCCGUGGCUGUCGGAUGUGUUUCCCUUUUCCUGUUCGAUAUGUGCGAACGUGGAGUACAACUGCGUAACCCAUUCUAUACGAUUUGGGUGUCACGCAUCGGAUCACACAUUGCUCUUGGCUUCAUAAUUCUUGCGGGCUGCUCAGCGGGACUGUAUUUCCUCUUCCUCUGCUACAUGGUUUGGAAAGUGUUUUGCAACAUCAACUUGAAACGAACAUCACUCCCGUCAAUGUCUUCGGCUCGUCGUCUACAUUACGAAGGGAUAAUUUAUCGUUUUCAGUUUCUAAUGCUGGCUACUCUCCUCUGCGCUGCCCUCACUGUAAUAGGGUUCAUCAUCGGGCAAGUUUCAGAAGGUCGGUGGAAGUGGGAUGAAAAUAUUGACCUAGAAUAUACGUCCGCUUUCUUUACCGGUGUGUACGGAAUGUGGAACAUCUACAUAUUCGCACUUAUCGUAUUGUACGCACCGAGUCAUAAGAAAUGGCCCACCAAUGAGACCACCGAGCACAUCAUCAGCGAAGAAAUUGAAUUCAGCAAUCUGCCUUCCGAUUCUAAUCCAAGUGAAAUUUCCUCGUUGACGCAAUUCGCCCGUAAGGCGGCUUUCGAUUAAGGAAAUGUCCAAUCUAUCAAAAUCAGCAUCAAUUUUUGUGAGUAAAUAUAACAUGAACAACAUGCGAAGUUUUGCGUAAGAUAUAGUGCGUAGUACAGUGCAAAUUGUUACUACGUAAACAGUUCAGUAUUAUUCAGUGUCAUUCAAUAUCUCAUUACUCGCGUUUACCACAUUUUAGACUGUAGCGGACUGUCUUUAUAUUACUAGCAAAUAGAAACAAUAACAUCUUGAAUCAAUGCAAUAAAAGCGAUAUUUAUGCUCUCUAAA